AUGCCUCGCCCAACAACCACACUGACCCCUCAGCAAGAGCGUACUGAAAAGGCAGAGCGGGUAAGAAAAGUUCUUAACGCUGCGCUCAACAGUGAUGGACAAAAUGAGUCGGAUACAGACGUGUCGGAAACAGAUGUGUCAGAUAGCGACAAGUCCGAUGCCGAUGAUGACGAGCCUUGGGAAUGGAUAUAUUCGGGUGGGGCUGAACUGGAGAAGGAAAAGGCGCCUGAGACUCCAUGUAGACGGCAACAAGUUCGAGAUGCUGUAAAGUGCCAGCGGGGUAGCAAAAUUGGAGUGCGGAGGAGGGCAGACGGGCUUGAAUGCAGAAUUGGAGACAGUGUUCUGUUGAACGCACCGGGAAGCAAGGUUCCUUGGGUGGGAAUGCUGAUAUCAUUUGUCGGCCGUGAUGAAGAUGGGGAUGAAUGUGCCGAAUUUAUGUGGUUCUCUGAUGAGAAAGAAAUAUAUAAUAAGCAGAAGAAGAGAACCGAUUUUCUUCCGCAUGAGUUGUAUAUCACACCAGGGAUGGACGAAAGCCCUCUUGACUCAAUUAUCGGAGAAGCUACAAUUUUGUCGGAGAAGGCUUUUAUGGCUCGAUUCCCCAGUGGCAAGAUCCCACGCAAAUCGAGAGACUUUGGAAACACUUAUUUAUGCCGACGGGGUUGCCAUACGGGGACUACAACAUACACGGACGAAUUUAGCUGGGAUGAUAUUGCUCAUGGUACACAUGAGGAAGUCCUCCAGUUGACCGAGAGGUUGGAAUCUGAGACGAAGCCUAGGAGAAAGAAAAGAGGCCCGAAGCGCACCAGAGAAGGCUCAUUCGUCGAUGAUGAAUUGGCAGCUGAUGAGGGAUUUGGAACUCCUCGAAAGAAGCAGAAGACUUCUCUAAUAUCGACACCAAAAAAGCCUCGGACACCUUCUAAAUUGUUAACACCAAGCCACAAAAGGGUAAUUGUCAAAAAGCCCCUGGAAUUUACACCACUUGGAACCCGCCUUCUAGAUCCAGACCACGUCUACUCAUCACCAUUCCAGACUGCACGGUCAAAGCUACAUGUCGCAGCUGUUCCGACGACUCUCCCAUGCCGAGAAGAUGAGUUCGCAUCUGUAUAUUCCCAUCUGGAAGCCGCCAUUUAUGAAGGUACCGGCGCAUGUAUCUAUAUUUCUGGAACUCCUGGGACAGGAAAAACAGCCACAGUUCGCGAAGUUGUCGCCCAACUCAAUACAUCUGUCAUGGCAGACGAGCUUGAUGAUUUCAUAUUCGUUGAGAUUAAUGGCAUGAAAGUCACUGAUCCUCAUCAAUCAUAUUCUCUACUGUGGGAAGCAUUGAAGGGGGACCGUGUGAGUCCCUCUCAUGCCCUAGAUCUGCUAGAGCGUGAAUUCAACCAUCCAAGUCCUCGACGAGUUCCCUGCGUGGUACUCAUGGACGAACUGGAUCAAUUGGUUACUAAGAACCAAAGUGUCAUGUAUAACUUCUUUAACUGGCCUGGCCUUAGGCACAGUAAAUUGAUCGUGCUUGCUGUGGCAAAUACUAUGGAUCUUCCCGAGAGAACGUUGAGCAACAAGAUCAGCAGUAGACUUGGUCUGACAAGAAUCACCUUCCCUGGGUACACCCACGAGCAACUGAUGAAAAUCAUCCAAUCUCGCCUCGAAGGAGUUCCAGGAGAUAUUGUCGAUCCAGACGCCGUCCAAUUCGCAAGUAGAAAAGUCGCGGCCGUCAGUGGCGACGCCCGCCGUGCCCUCGACAUCUGUCGACGAGCCGUCGAACUCGCGGAAGCAGAAAGCCUCUUUGCAACGCCAAGCACACCCAGUAAGAGUGGAAGGGGUGAAAAGGCGUCAAAAUCUAGCGGAAGAGUCACCAUCGCUACUAUAAAAAGAGCUAUUAAUGAGGCUACGACGAGUCCAUUGCAGCAAUAUUUACGAGGUCUGCCACUUUCGGCUAAGAUACUUUUGGCAGCUUUGCUAGCGAGGAUGAGAAGGACAGGAAUUGCUGAGAGUAUCCUUGGAGAUGUCCUUGACGAAGCACGACGGAUGGCAAAGAUGGAUACUGGGGGUAAUACCGAGCAAUUCCUUCUCAAGGAGGACUUAGUUUCACUGAAACGAAAGAGCUUGCCUGCUGGCUCUAAGCAAUCGGGCAAGACUUUUCGCGUGCUUGCGAUGGGAUUAUCUGCGGUUGACCUGAUGGAGGCCGGAAUCAUAGGCCUAGAGACCCGAAAAGCAGACCGCACUGGGAAGAUCCGGUUAAGUAUUGGCGAAGAGGAUUUGAAGCUUGCCUUCAAGGAUGAUCCUGAGGUCAAAUCUCUUGGAUUUUCGGCAUAA
Venustampulla echinocandica is the source of this 2313-nucleotide messenger RNA. RefSeq names its product p-loop containing nucleoside triphosphate hydrolase. Gene Ontology annotation, molecular function: DNA replication origin binding; ATP binding; chromatin binding. The record is from RefSeq and is a predicted model, not a curated record. Gene Ontology annotation, cellular component: nuclear origin of replication recognition complex. Gene Ontology annotation, biological process: DNA replication initiation; mitotic DNA replication checkpoint signaling. The transcript has 5 exons. The coding region runs from base 1 to 2313 and encodes 770 amino acids. Lineage: Eukaryota; Fungi; Ascomycota; Leotiomycetes; Helotiales; Pleuroascaceae.